This is a messenger RNA of Dibothriocephalus latus, 756 nucleotides long. Lineage: Eukaryota; Metazoa; Platyhelminthes; Cestoda; Diphyllobothriidea; Diphyllobothriidae. The record is from the annotation of a GenBank genome assembly.
AUGAAACACUUUUGGCACUUCCUCGGGGGCAGAGACUCUAUCGUUUUCUCCGAUCGUGAACCUCUUUCCUAUACCUUGAAGUCGCAUUCUGCCAAGUUGAACCCCUGGAAGCCUCGACAACUGGAUUUUAUCUCUCAGUUUAUCUCGGCCAUCCGCUAUAUUGACGGUCACCCAAUGAAGCUGUACCCGCAUCUGCACUACAGCUUAUCACCUGGCUGCCACAGGGAUGGUCAAGCGGUCUUUCCACCAGCUGAAGGCCUCUCUACGCACCACGGCCGAUCCGCCGAACUGAACGCAUCAUCUCUCCGUGGUUUUGUUGGGUCUCCGCUCCUCAAGUCGGACCUUGAGUACUCCGCCUCUGAAACGGUGUUCGGCGCCACUGUCCGAAGUCCCAGUGAGCUUAUAUUGCCAUACCCUCAAGGUGCGGUUGAGGGUCCUGAAAACGUUGUGUAUCGCCUACGGCAGUUUUUGCGGACGCUAUCACCGGUUCCACCCAGGACUUCCGUCUCCGGGUCUUAUCUCGAGAUAGACUUGGCGAUAUGCUCUCACGUCAUUCUGCCAUGUGAUCGAGUUAACCGGCACUUGGAACCACUCUAUGGGGACGCUGGAGAUGCAACCCAGCGAGGCAACAGCCACCCGAGACACGUCCUCCGGGUUUUGUACACAAUAAACCCUUCUCCGUUUGGAUUCCAGACUUAUGCUCUUCUUAUUGUGUUCUUACUUGGGGGAUUUCAACAGGGCGUUAUUCAACGAUGA